Molecule: messenger RNA, 1398 nt
Organism: Solanum tuberosum (potato)
Lineage: Eukaryota; Viridiplantae; Streptophyta; Magnoliopsida; Solanales; Solanaceae
Product: probable S-adenosylmethionine-dependent methyltransferase At5g38100
Exons: 3
Coding region: 315-1364 (349 amino acids)
Molecular function (GO): methyltransferase activity
Source: RefSeq, a predicted model, not a curated record
UCAUAAUGUCCUAAUUUGGAUCGUGACAUAUAUAUAUCAUUAGAUAGUGGUACAUUGUGUUAUUGACUCAUCGUAACAUUUAAAAUUGAUUUGGCAAGUUGUAUUAUAAUGUCAUUUAAUUAUUGAUUGGACAGUUGAAUAAUAUUGCUAUUGUGACAUUUAAGAUUUAUUGGGCAAUGUACUGUGGCAUUGUGUCAUUUGAAUAUUGAUUAUUGGACAGUUGAAUUAUAUUAUUGUGAUAUUUAAAUUAUAUAUAUGCAGAGUUUUUGGCAAAUUAAAGUGUAAGCAAAAAAUAAGAAAUCUUAAAUUCCAUAAUGACAGAGUUUUUCCCCAUGAAGAGUGGUGAAGGUGUAUAUAGCUACACCAAAAAUUCCUCAGCCCAGAGAAAAUUUGCAGAUAAUGCAAAAGUGAUGAUAAGAGAGGCAAUUAUUGAAAAUCUUGAUGUAAAAACCAAAACAUUUCUUAUUGUAGACAUGGGAUGUUCAAUUGGACCAAACACAUUUUUUGCAAUGCAAAAUAUUGUAGAUGCCAUAAAAGAUAAGUACCAUUCUAAAUUAUCACUCGAUUCUAUGAGUCCUGACAUCGAAUUUCAUGUUUUCUUCAACGAUCAUGUCACAAACGAUUUCAAUAUCCUAUUCAAAUCACUAUUUUCCGAUCAAAAACCAUAUUUUGCAUCUGCAAUUCCCGGUUCUUUCUAUGGACGAUUAUUCCCCUUGUCCUCUCUUCAUAUCGCGUAUUCUUGUUGCGCGGUAAAUUGGUUAUCCCAGGCUCCAAAGGAGUUGAUAGAUGUGAAGAAUAAAGGAAGAAUUCAUUAUGAUGGUGCUUCUAUUGAAGUAUGGAAUGCAUAUGUUGCUCAAUUUCACAAAGAUAUGGGAGUAUUCUUGAGUGCAAGGGCAAAGGAAAUUGUUCCUGGAGGUUUAAUUGUUCUUAUUUUGCCAGCUAUUCCAAGUGAGAUAUCAUACUCCAAAAUUGGAUAUAAGAUGUUCACAUUUCUUGAGUCUAGUCUUAUUGAUAUGGUCAAUGAGGGAAUUGUAGAAGAAUCUCUAAUUGACUCAUUCAAUUUGCCAAUAUAUUUUCCCUCUAUUGAAGACAUGACUAAAGUGGUGGAGAAAAAUGGAUAUUUUAGCAUAAAGAGAAUGGAGCUAACAAAUCCUCAAUCUAACAUUGAUGCAAAGAGUUGCAUAAGUCACCUUAGAGCUAGUUUAGAAGGAACAUUCACCAAACAUUUUGGAAGUAAAAUUGCAAAUGAAAUGUUUGAGAGGACUUUGGAAAAAAUAGAAGAGAUUUCUGCAUGGUUGGAAGAUGAAUAUUACAAGACUUCGAGACAAUUGUUGUUAGUUUUGAAAUGUAAAAUUAACUCAUAACGCGUUUCAUCUUUAUCUUGUCUCUGAGGCACCA